AUGGGAAAGCAUGACUUCUUGACGCCCAAAGCCAUCGGCAUCCGCAUGAAGGCCAAAGGGCUCCAGAAACUCCGCUGGUUCUGUCAAGUGUGUCAAAAACAGUGUCGCGAUGAAAAUGGCUUCAAGUGCCACACACUUUCCGAAGCGCACCAACGUCAGAUGCUGAUCGUGGCCAACGACCCGGACAAGUUCAUGAGUGGCUACAGCGAACUCUUUGAAGACGCGUUUCUCGAGAACCUCCGACGACGUCACGGGACCAAACGCAUGCGCGCCACGCACGUGUACAAUGAGUACAUUGCCGACAAGCUGCACGUCCACAUGAACGCGACCCAGUGGGAGACGCUCGGCAGCUUUGUGCAGUACUUGGGGCGCACGGGCAAAUGCGUUGUCGAUGAGACGGAGAAAGGGUGGCACAUUCAGUACAUUGACCGCGACCCCAAGGCGAUUGCGCGGCAGGAGGAGCUCGAGAAGAAGAAGAAGGCGGAUCUGGACCAUGAAGAGCGGAACCGACUGUUUCUCGAGCGUCAGCUCAAGAUUGCGAGUGGAAACGAAAAGAGUGAGUCGACACAGCAGCCGACCAAGCUGCAGCGCGGAGAGAAUGGCGAGAAGAUCAAGAUGGCUAUCGUAGCUGCAAAGAAAGACCGUGGGAGGAAGGACAGUGGAGCGUUGGAUGCAGGGAAGACUGUGGCAUUUGGCGUAGCAGGUGCGAACGCGUUUUGCACAAGGGGUACGAAAGUGGGCGAAAAGACACGAGAGACCCGGAAGACAGCGUUGGCGGGCGACAAUCGGUCCAGCAAACAGAAUGCAGUAGACUCGAUUAUGGAGGAAGACGAGCGACGCAGGAGAGGCAGAAGUCGACGGUUGGAAGAGGAGACGAAGCGUCAGCGAAAAGAGAACUGGGUGACUGCCGGGAUCGUGGUCAAGGUGACGAACAAAAAGGUUGGCGAUGGCCGGUAUUACAAGCGCAAAGGAGUUGUGAAGGACGUGGAAGAUGAGUUUUGUGCCACUGUGGAGAUGCUGGAUUCUCGCGACGUGUUGCGACUGGAUCAAGACGAUCUCGAGACGGUCAUCCCGAAACUCGGACGCAAAGUCAAGAUUGUCAACGGACUCGGACGUGGAUGCACAGCAAAGUUGCUGGACAUUUCGGUCAGCGACUUUAGUGCUCGCAUUCGAAUCGACUCGGGAUCAUAUCGGGGCGAGACCCUGGAUCGAGUUGAGUACGAAGACAUUUGUAGACUUGUAGAUGAGUAA
This is a messenger RNA of Hyaloperonospora brassicae, 1251 nucleotides long. The record is from the annotation of a GenBank genome assembly. NCBI's taxonomy places the organism in Eukaryota, Oomycota, Peronosporomycetes, Peronosporales, Peronosporaceae.